AUGUGUAAGAUGGUCAAUUUCUUAGUUAUACUUCUGUUCGUAUAUGUAAUUCAUCACGGAGAUGCAACUACAUAUAAAUGUGAUCAAACAUCGCCGUGUGGAUGUUCACCAGUUUCUCCCAUAGUACCUAAAAUCCAUGGUGGCGAAUCUUCUAUACCACAAAGUUGGCCAUGGAUUGUUUCACUGCGUCAUGCAGGGUUCGACAAGGAGGAGCAUUUCUGUGCAGGAGUUAUUCUGGAGGCAAGCUACAUCAUUACGGCUGCUCAUUGUGUACAACAAGAGUGGAUGAGCAUAUUGUCGGAUAUCACUGUCUGUGCUGGAUCUGUUCGUCUAUCGGAUGCUUGUCUACAAACUCGCUCAGUACGUCAAAUCAUUAUUCAUCAUGGACAUAACAACAGAACGCAUGAAAAUGAUAUUGCAAUUGUCGAACUCGAUGAGCCAUUGGACUUCACCGACCGAUGGGUUUCAAAAAUAUGCCUUCCUAGUGUCAAAACUGGAUCACGAUAUCCCUUAGCCGGCACAAGUGUUAUGACGAUUGGAUGGGGUCAAACUAGACAGAAUGAUACUGCUUCUGAUAAGCUCCAACAAGUUACUCUCAAAGUGAUGGACGACUCAACCAGCGCUUGCUCAAAUACACUCACUAAUAGAACAGUUCAAAUCUGUGCUUAUGGCUUGAAUAAAGAUUCAUGUCCAGGCGAUAGUGGUGGACCAUUGAUGCAAUUCACGACGGCAAAACGGUGGGUAUUAGUGGGCAUCACAAGUUAUAGCUCUUCAAACUGUACACUUCCAAUUAAACCUGGAGUAUAUACUCGUGUAAGUGCCUACCACAACUUCAUUAAGGCAGCCAUUCAAGGCAUGUACGAACCACCAGUCAACAGGCCAUACACUUGCGAAUGUCAAUGUCCAUAUGCAGCUCAAAGCGUCGAGAUCUUCCGAAAUGGCGAUAAAUACGUAGGACAGACCAAGAACGGCAAGCAACAUGGACAAGGCACCUAUUAUCAUGCUACCGGUGUCAAUUAUACUGGCGACUGGAUUGACGGGAGAAGAGCGGGUCAGGGUAACCAGACUUGGCCUAACGGUGAUAAAUACAUUGGUGCUUGGAUUGAGGAUUUGAGAACAGGCCAAGGUAUUUACACGUGGCCCAAUGGUGAUAAAUAUGAGGGGCAAUUUAAAAAUAACGUUAAACACGGAGUUGGCACCUAUUACUUUGUCGACGGCGACAACUACAAGGGUGAUUGGAUUGGGGAAAACAGAGCGGGUCAAGGCAUUAUGACUUCUUAUAACGGUGAUGAAUACAUUGGUGCUUGGCUUGAUAAUAAGAAAAAUGGCAAAGGUGUUUUCAUCUGGUCUAACGGCGAUAGUUACACGGGGGAUUGGAUUGACAAUAUGAGAACUGGCCAAGGUAUUUUCACAUGGUUCAAUGGUAGUAAGUAUGAGGGGGAGUUUAAAUAUAAUUGGAGACACGGAGUUGGUACCUAUUAUUUUGGUAACGGGCAGACUUAUACGGGUGAUUGGGUAAUCGACGAAAUGGAGGGUCAAGGUCGUAUGACUUAUCAUAACGGUGAUAAAUACAUUGGUGCUUGUCGCAACAAUCUGGCAAACGGUAAAGGUCUUUUCAUCUGGUCUACCGGCGACAGUUACACGGGGGAUUGGAUUGACGAUAUGAGAACAGGCCAAGGUAUCUACAUAUGGCCCGAUGGCAAUAGAUAUGAAGGACAAUUUAAAAACAACAUUAUGCACGGAUUCGGCACACUGUACUCUAACACCGGUAACAAUUAUACGGGUGAUUGGAUUGACGGAAACUUGACAGGCCAAGGCAUGGUAAGUUGGUAUAAUGGUGAUAAAUACAUCGGUGCUUGGCUCAACCAUGAGAAAAGCGGCAAAGGUGUUAUGAUCUGGUCUAACCGUAAUCACUAUAUGGGUGACUGGAAGGCGGAUAUGAGAACGGGUAAAGGAACUAUGACUUGGUCUAACGGUGAUACAUAUAUAGGUGAUUGGCUUGACGAUAUGAAAAUGGGUUACGGAAUGUAUACUUCGUCUGAUGGCAAUAAAUGCGAAGGACAAUUUACUGAAGGGAAGAUUUCAGAUGAUUCAAAAUGUAAUAUUAAGAUGAAGCCUUGA
Molecule: messenger RNA, 2121 nt
Organism: Adineta steineri
Lineage: Eukaryota; Metazoa; Rotifera; Eurotatoria; Adinetida; Adinetidae
Source: the annotation of a GenBank genome assembly